AUGCUUGAGUAGAAUCACCUCUCUUCUACUACUUCUCCUCCUCACUGUACCACCGUAGGGUUAGGAGGAGAAAAAAAUCCCCAUCGAUCCAUCCAUGGCUGCAGCAGCAGCGACCAAGGGGCUGCUCCACCUUGUAGAUCCGGUGGCCGUCUACUUCCUCUUCCACUAAAAUCUGGUGCCAUCAGUUGGAGCUCAGCUCUAUGCGUGAGAGCUACUAGAAAAAAGAGAGCACUUUUUCAGAUCUGAAAGGGAAUCAACUUUUCAACUCUCUCCUUCCCUGUGCAUGUGAGAUUGCAAGUCUCCACUAGUUUUUCCACGAUCUUCUGCAGCAAGCUCAUACCAUGGAUAUAGGAGAAAGCAAAGGCAAAGGCAGGGGCAAGGGCAAAUCAAGCAACCUAGCAGCGGGUAGGGCCAAACCUAUAAAUUGGCCGCUAGCACUCUCCGAGUUCCUCCUUGAUUGGUACAUUGAAAAGAAGUUGCAGCUACCGCCAAAAGCAGUGAUCAAGAAGAUACACCACACUGCUUGCACAUUAGCUAUAAAUAGCAAGUAUGGCACUACUUACACGGUUGAUCAAGUUCAACACCACUACAGGCGUCAUAAAGAAAAUUGGUCUCUUGUAGCUCGUCAUCUAAAUGAAAGUGGUAAUGGCUGGGAUGAGACUACAAAAAUGUUAACUCUCUCUCAAGCUACUUUGGAUGCACUUUUGAUAAAUGAUCGUGGAAUUCUUUCGAAGCCAAUCCAAUUCUUUGACAAGCUGCAAGAAUUAUUUAGUGGUUGCUCGGCUGAUGGUGCAUUCAUGGAAGAUCCUUCAAGUGCUGCUGAUUUUGAUGACGAAGAUGAUGAAGAUGAUAAAUUUGAUUUUCUGAAUGAUAUGUCAACCUAUGCUGAUACAAAAGUUCCACAAGGUGAGGACUUUGAUAAAUUGGAGUCAGACAGUGAUGAUUGCAAGGAGGUGGCAGCCCUUAGUGCAGCUACUAUCCAAGUUUCAUCGUCUACUAAUUAUGAUUUGAAGCCAAACAAGAAGAAUUUCAAAAGGUGUGGGAAGCCAAAGACGUUGCCCCAAUCACAUAAUGAUAAGUGUAACAAGACAAAGGCAAAAUCCACAGCUCAAGUGCAUGAUAGUGAUGAUGUUGAUGUGCUGAUCAACAAUACCUUGGUUGGAAUCAAAAACACUCUUGAGAAACCAAUACAGACAGUUGCCCCUCAAGAUCCAAAUAUUCCUCUAUGGGACAUGCUUAAGAAGAUUGCCUUAGACCCUGAUGACAAGUUGAGAGUAGGGCUGCACCUUUGUAAGCCAGAGCUUCAAGCUAACCGCAGUUUUCUUAUUAGCAUGGGUCAAGAAUACCUUGAGCAUUGGAUCUACAAGUUUCUAUCUGGUGAUGAUCCAAAUCUCGGCUGACUUAUUGGUGCAUAUUAUAAGUUAGCCAAAGCUUGUCAUGGUCGAUGAGGGUCUCUUUUUGUUGCACCCUUUUGGUUAUGCAAUUGCUGCACUAUUUGUGUUUAAACAGUUGCUAAAUAGUACUAACAUAGGUGCUAUGGUGGUGCAUAUUAUGACAAGUUAUUAAAUAUGCAGACAAUGCUAAUCUUUUGGAUAAUUCGAUAACCUGGUAGCUUUGUAGUAUCCUUGGUUUACUGCUAUAUUGUUUAAGCUGUACUAUUAUUGGCUGGACCUAAUAGCCUUGGUUUAAUGUUAUGUUAUUUAAGUUGUAUUA
This is a messenger RNA of Oryza sativa Japonica Group (Japanese rice), 1713 nucleotides long. RefSeq lists its product as uncharacterized. The record is from RefSeq and is a predicted model, not a curated record. NCBI's taxonomy places the organism in Eukaryota, Viridiplantae, Streptophyta, Magnoliopsida, Poales, Poaceae.